GGCAUGGGGUGUACGCUUGUGCAUUAUGGUACGGAAAGCACCAUCGGAAUUCAAUGAAAGCCGAUUUAUUUCGAUGGCUAUUUACAAUGAAUUUUUGCUGACAUGUUUUCUGAACGUUUCCAUGCUUUUCCUGCAAUCGCCUGCCAAUCCAGAUUUGCUUUACAUCAUAUUUUUCUGUCAUACACAAUUGACUGUGACGCUAUUGUUGGCUUUAAUAUUUGGCAGUAAGGUUUACAUUGUACUACGCAGUGGUAAAUCACAUCAGGAGAAUAUAGCUUUGGGUGCCAAAGCUUCCGGUGCGAAAUUCAAUUUUCGCCCACAAGUUCGUACAUUUGCUAAUCCCAGUUCGGUGACAACAACUACGGCUCCAGUAAUUGGCACUUCAGGUGUAAAGCAGAUUGCAUGUUUACAUGUUUGCAAAUGCUUGCAUGCAAUAACUUGUGGUGCAACGUUGCGUAUACGUGAUGUGAUGAUGCGUAAAUCGAUUUAA
Molecule: messenger RNA, 490 nt
Organism: Teleopsis dalmanni
Lineage: Eukaryota; Metazoa; Arthropoda; Insecta; Diptera; Diopsidae
Exons: 4
Coding region: 26-490 (154 amino acids)
Biological process (GO): G protein-coupled receptor signaling pathway
Cellular component (GO): membrane
Molecular function (GO): G protein-coupled receptor activity
Source: RefSeq, a predicted model, not a curated record